AUGGAUCCGGAGUCUCUCCUGGCGACUCUGCGUCUGAGGCAGGAAUACACCAUAGAUAUGAUGUCCAUCCACACUCAUCCAUGCACUCAUCCACACGUCCAUCCACACUCAUCCACACUCAUCCAUGCACUCAUCCACACGACCAUCCACACGCCCAUCCACACGCCCAUCCACACGCCCAUCCACACGCCCAUCCACACGACCAUCCACACGACCAUCCACACGACCAUCCACACUCAUCCACACGACCAUCCACACUCAUCCACACGACCAUCCACACUCUCAUCCACACACUCAUCCACACUCUCAUCCACACUCUCAUCCACACUCUCAUCCACACUCUCAUCCACACUCAUCCACACGACCAUCCACACGACCAUCCACACUCAUCCACACGCCCAUCCACACUCUCAUCCACACUGUCAUCCACACGCCCAACCACACUCAUCCACACGCCCAUCCACACGCCCAUCCACACUCUCAUCCACACUCUCAUCCACACUCUCAUCCACACCCAUCCACGCGCCCAUCCACACUCAUCCACACUCAUCCACGCGCCCAUCCACACUCAUCCACACACCCAUCCACACUCAUCCACACGACCAUCCACACGACCAUCCACACGACCAUCCACACUCUCAUCCACACUCUCAUCCACACUCAUCCACGCGCCCAUCCACACUCAUCCACGCGCCCAUCCACACUCAUCCACGCGCCCAUCCACACUCAUCCACACUCUCAUCCACACUCAUCCACACUUUCAUCCACACUCUCAUCCACACUCAUCCACUCGCCCAUCCACACUCAUCCACGCGCCCAUCCACACUCAUUCAUGCGCCCAUCCACGCGCCCAUCCACAGGCUCAUUCACACUUUUGGAAUUUAUCUUAGCCAAUCCACACACUGGCAUGCUUUUAGGAGGUGGGACGAAACCAGAGAACCCAGAGGAAGCCCACAUGGACAUAGGAAGAAGUCGAGCUCAGGCUCGAACCACAACCAUGAGGAGGGAACGCUACUGUGCUGCCCAGUUGUGUUUAUUGUACAGUAUAAAAAUAAAUUACUUCAGAUUUUCUCACAUAAGAUUCAAUGUUCACACUCAAUCUGGAAGUUUCCAUCAACAUGA
Molecule: messenger RNA, 1122 nt
Organism: Pangasianodon hypophthalmus (striped catfish)
Lineage: Eukaryota; Metazoa; Chordata; Actinopteri; Siluriformes; Pangasiidae
Exons: 1
Coding region: 1-1122 (373 amino acids)
Source: RefSeq, a predicted model, not a curated record